ACCACACAAUACUCUAUGUCGUCGCGAUUCUGUGGUCCUGUUGCUUCGAUUGUCUUACAGAGUGGGCGGCUGAAAAAAAGUGUUUCGUUUGUAGGUUUAAACGCAAAUUAUAAUCAAUAAACCGACUGGUUAGGCAAAGGGUUCUCUAGUGGGGAGCGAUCUAAGGAGAAAACCGGAAAGUAGAGGUACUUAGAAUGGAACCCGAGACAGCCUCCCUACUUUUCAGGCUGAGGUCUGGACAGAUACAGGCUGGAGCUGUACAGAAAAUGUCAUUUCCCCCUCACAUGAAUCGCCCACAAAUUGGGAUUCCCCCUCUUCCGCCGGGGAUCCCCCCUCCCCAGUUUGCAGGCUUUCCUCAGACUGUACCUCCAGGGACACCUAUGAUUCCAGUUCAUAUGGGCAUUAUGACAUCUGCUCCUACUGUCCUGGUCCCCACUAUGCCCAUGGUAGGGAAGCCAAUGGGACCUCGCAAAGACUUCCCUGGCAUGAGAAACAAGGAGAACGAUGACAGCGGUGGUCCAACCACGACAGUCUUUGUGGGAAACAUCUCAGAAAAAGCUUCCGACAUGCUUAUUCGGCAACUGUUAGCAAAAUGUGGCUUGGUACUAAGCUGGAAAAGAGUUCAAGGAGCUUCUGGAAAACUCCAAGGUAAAAACAGAACAGCGUUUGGUUUCUGCGAGUACAAGGAGCCUGAAUCCACACUCCGCUCACUACGGUUGUUGCACGAGUUGCAGAUUGGGGACAAGAAGCUGCUGGUGAAAGUGGAUGCCAAGACCAAAGCACAGCUGGAUGAGUGGAAAGCCAAGAAAAGGAGCGCAAAUGGGAGCACGAAGCCUGACUCGAGUGUGGAUGAGGUGGAGGAGGAGCUGGACGACGAGACAAAGCGGCGCGACCAGAUUGUGAAGGGCGCCAUCGAGGGACUGAUCCGAGAGUACUCCAGUGAGCUCAACGCUCCCUCCCAGGAGGCAGACACACACCACAGGAAAAAGAAAAAGGAAAAGAAAGAAGAUGAAGAUAUAAAUGCAAUAGACAUGGAAGAAGACAAAAGAGACCUGAUUUCUCGAGAGAUCAGUAAAUUCAGAGACACACACAAGAAACUGGAAGAAGAGAAAGGGAAGAAAGAAAAGGAGAGGCAGGAGAUCGAGAAGGAGCGACGGGAGAGAGAGAAGGAACGGGAGCGGGAGAGGGAGAGGCGUGACCGGGAGAGAGAGAGGGAGCGAGAGAGAGAGAAGGAAAAAGAGGAGAGGGAGAGGGAGAGAGACCGGGAGCGGACCAAGGACAAAGAGAGAGAGCGAGAAAGAGAGCGUGAGAAAGAACGAAGCCGGGACCGCAGCAAGGAUCGCAGCCGAUCGCGGGAGAAGAGUCGCGAUAAAGACAAGAAGCGUGACCGUGAGGAAGAUGAGGAGGAGGCUUAUGAGCGCAGGAAACUUGAAAGGAAACUGCGUGACAAGGAAACUGCAUACCAGGAGCGGCUUAAAAACUGGGAAAUUCGGGAGAGGAAGAAGGCUCGGGAAUACGCAAAAGAAGCAGAACGGGAAGAAGAGAGAAGGCGAGAAACGGCAAAAGAAGCCAAAAGACUGAAGGAGUUUUUAGAAGACUAUGAUGAUGACCGGGAUGAUCCUAAAUAUUACAGGGGCAGCGCUCUCCAGAAGCGCCUGCGAGACAGAGAGAAGGAGAUGGAGGCAGACGAGCGAGACCGGAAGCGUGAAAAGGAAGAGCUGGAGGAAAUCAGACAGAGGCUGCUGGCAGAGGGGCACCCAGACCCUGACGCAGAGCUGCAGAGGAUGGAGCAGGAGGCAGAGCGGCGCCGGCAGCCCCCAGUGAAGCAGGAGCCAGAGUCGGAAGAGGAGGUAGAGGAGGAGAAGCCUCCUCAGAAAGAGGAGAGGAGGGAGGUGGAGCUGGAGCCAGAGUCAGAGGAUGAUGUGGAAGAAGGGGAGGAGCUGGAGGAGGAAGAGGAGGAGCAGGAAGACCUCCAGGAGCCAAAGCCCUGCCUCAAACCCACGUUGCGGCCCAUCACCUCUGCACCCUCCGUCUCCUCGGGCAGUGGCGGUGCCACCCCGAACACGCCUGGCGAUGAGUCCCCCUGCGGCAUCAUCAUCCCCCACGAGAACUCCCCUGAGACACACCCACAAGAGGAGCUACGGCCCAAGAUAGGGCUCAGCCUCAAACUUGGCCCAUCAAACAGCCCGAGCCAGCCCAGCGUUGGGAAGCGGAAGAAGCUGGUGGUGGACAGCGUGUUCAACAAGUUUGAUAACGAGGAAAGCGAUGAGGUGCCUCGCAAGAGGAAGCUGGUGCCACUGGACUACGAGGAGGACGAGAAAGGGGGCGGCAAGGGCAACGUAAACACAGAGGAGAAGCGCAAGCAUAUAAAGAGCCUGAUAGAGAAGAUCCCCACCGCCAAGCCCGAACUUUUCUUAUACCCUCUCGACUGGUCCAUUGUAGACACGACACUAAUGGAGCGUCGAAUCAGACCCUGGAUCAAUAAGAAGAUCAUUGAAUACAUUGGAGAGGAAGAGGCAACACUAGUGGACUUUGUAUGUUCGAAGGUUAUGGCUCACGGCACACCACAAGGCAUUCUAGAUGAUGUUGCUAUGGUAUUAGACGAGGAAGCGGAAGUCUUCAUAGUGAAAAUGUGGAGGUUAUUGAUAUACGAAACAGAAGCAAAGAAGAUUGGACUGGUGAAAUGAAAUAAAUAAACAAAAAGCAACAAAAGAAAGGGGGGGGGGGGAUAAUGAAUAGAACUAAUUCCCGUUUGGCUUUCUUUCCUUCCAUCAUUAAAACCCACAACUGAAAGUUUUCUUUUUUUUCCUUCGUUCUCCCUCUUGGUCUUGAUUGUCCACGGAGGGGUGUCUGGAUUGUUAAACGCAGCAAUGAAAGAAUGUGUUUCCUCAUUUCUUUCUGUUGCCCACUUUUGCCACUGACAAAUGUGUACAUUUGACUGGACUUUGUUUCUUUGUGCACUAAUUUUAGUGUACCCAGAUAAACUACUUGUAAUAGCGCAUGGUCAAACUUAAUUUUUCAAGUCUGGUUGCUUAGUGGUUCGAAUGCUGAACUAAAAAGUAGUGGUUCUGUGUUUUUCGUCAGUGCAAUGUCACAUGUCUAUUGAAAUUUGAUAUUCAUGUUUAUUUACAAACAAUGCCUGUUGACAGGAUGCUGCUUAGGGAGUUAGUAAGUCCAGAAUAUUUGGGCUUUAGAAGAUGCAAUGUCCUGUAAAGUGCUAGGGAUGCAGAAGUCCAAUUCACAGUGUCUGCAGCAUAGUUUAUACACAAGGAUUGGAAAUACUUUUUACUGUUUUUUUUUUUGUUUGUUUUUUUGCAGAUGUUUUCUUCUAAACUGAUUUGUGGUUUUAUGGGCUUUACACACACACACACCCUUCCCUUUUGCUAAUCCUGCUAACUUUUAGAAGGCUAAGAUUUCUGAAUUAGUGACAUUUAAAAAUCCUUGCCUCCAGUGAAAUCUACUAAACCUGCUCAGCUAAAGAUGAUCUCACUUAGACCUGUCUGCACUCCAAAACACUAGACUUUUUAAAGGUUUUGUUGCAGUCGUACAAUAUAGUUGAGCAGAUCUGCUUAAGGAAUCAAAGACAUUGUAAUAGUUUGGAUUGAUGCACAUAAGGGGAUAAAAAAAAGCUUCUGUAUGUAUUGGGAUACCAGAAACCUGGUCAUUUCAGUGCCUGCUGUAAAUAUCCUCAUGGUAGUGCUGUUGGAUAUCCUGUGAAUUAGAUCCCAGAAUUUGUCAACUGCAAAAACUGUUCUCUCAAGGUAGAUAAGGUUAAGUGGAGACAUUGUCACGACCUAGUGAUUGAUUGUUUUCUUAGAUGUUCUGCUCUUUCUAUUGUGCAAACCCAUAUUAACGACCAAAUGCAAAAUUUAGAUCCUCUUAUGCUGACAAGCAACUCCUGCUUUGGUUUCCUUAUUGGACAGUUAAAAUAAAAAAAUUAAGAGCCACCAUGAGAAUGAAGGUAAAGCACAUGGCAAUGCUGGAAGAUUAAUUUCGCUGCGCUUUCAAGAUUUAUAGCGCAUUUGUGCCCUGUCUUCCCUGUAGUGUAGCAUUUAACUCUGGCUACUUAAAGCAGAUGCCCGUUAUGUAGUCUGGUUUUACCCAAAGUAGUCUGCAGUGUUCUUCAUAAGAUUUUCAGAAACACAUGGGCACAUUUUUUUCAGUUGUACGCAUGUAUGGGGCAGAGCCAAAUUUACUGUCUUUCAUAUUAAUCCUCUGCAUGUGUGAAGACAAUUGCUUAGUAAAAUUUAGCAAUGCCGUCUAAUCAUACAGGGCUUCCUUGAGUAUUUCUGAGAAUUUCAGCAUCUCACAGUGGAACACGCAGCUCUGCAUUGUUUUGUGACCAUUUUCAGCAACGAUGAGAGACAUUUAUUUUGUUAAAGCAGGUGUAAAAAUAAUGCAAUUCAAAAGUGUGUGCCAGUGGUGUAUCUGAAUUUAUCUGUAUUGGGCUGUUAAUGUUUUGCUUAUGGUAAAUAAUUGAUGUACCUUGACAAAAACUUGCAAAAUGGAAAAGAAAGUUAAACAGGAUGUUGAAAUAAUUGCAAUGACUUGAGGGAAACUUUAGCCACCUUCAGACUGCUGCAUGAAGAAUCGGACAAUGAUGGGGUUAAACACGAAAACUUGGUACUGAGCAGGAAGACAACAAUUUUGGGACAGUACUUGAGCCAAUGCAUGUUUAAUUUUGGAACAUUUAGUCCUGGCCCUCCAUUUUAAUCCCAAAGAUCUCUUAACUUGCCUAGGUUUUGAACCUCUCUGCCACUGUAGUAACAUUUUGCCCUUGUGUAUUUAAGUGUUAUGUGAGCUGUGGACAUAAGUUUAAACACGUGAACAAAUACAACAGAAAUCUAAAAUGUCUUGAAAAGGCCACAUACUCUUUUUACUCAAACUUUAUUUUAAUUGAAAUACAAAAGAUGGUUGUGAUUGUCAAAUCGCAGUGUGGUGAAAGGAGUUGCAUCAGUGAUUGAACAUUGUCAAUGGACCUAUGGCUUUAAUUGUUUGGUUUAUUGUUUCUUUUUUAUAAAAUUAUUUUUUUGGUUUAUGGA
Polyodon spathula (Mississippi paddlefish) is the source of this 5042-nucleotide messenger RNA. RefSeq names its product RNA-binding protein 25-like. Gene Ontology annotation, biological process: mRNA processing; regulation of alternative mRNA splicing, via spliceosome. Gene Ontology annotation, molecular function: mRNA binding. The record is from RefSeq and is a predicted model, not a curated record. Gene Ontology annotation, cellular component: spliceosomal complex. NCBI's taxonomy places the organism in Eukaryota, Metazoa, Chordata, Actinopteri, Acipenseriformes, Polyodontidae. The coding region runs from base 195 to 2687 and encodes 830 amino acids. The transcript is spliced from 19 exons.